UAAAAGUCAAAAUUCAAUGGUUGUUUUUAAAGAUUUAGAGAAUACUGUAAUUCAAGUUAGCAUUAAAAAAAUUAAUGCAAUUAUUACUGAUGAAGCAGCUAAUUAUAUUUGUAAUUUAGAAGAGAAUUAUGAAGAUAAGUCUCAAAAUUUGGAAGAAUCUAAAAACUCUAAAAAUCCUGAAGAAGAAAUAAUGAAAAUAAUUGAAAAUAUCGAUAUAUUAGAUUCUAACGAUCAAAAUGCAUAUUGUAAAGUUGCAAGUGAAUAUAGUCAAGUUGUAAGCUAUGAUGAGAAUAUAUUAGAAAAUUGGUUGCUUUUUGAUAAAUUAGAUAAUAUUUAA
This is a messenger RNA of Cetraspora pellucida, 337 nucleotides long. The record is from the annotation of a GenBank genome assembly. Lineage: Eukaryota; Fungi; Glomeromycota; Glomeromycetes; Diversisporales; Gigasporaceae.